Messenger RNA from Rotaria socialis, 1503 nucleotides. Lineage: Eukaryota; Metazoa; Rotifera; Eurotatoria; Philodinida; Philodinidae. The record is from the annotation of a GenBank genome assembly.
AUGGAAGUAUCUAAACGUAAAGCAAAUGGUGUUUCGCCGACAAAUGGAAACGCACACAAGAAAAAGAAAAAAACAAUUGACACUGAACAAGAUCUAGAAAUAGUAUAUUUCGAAUCAGAAAUCAAUUUUCAUUCUACUGUCACAAAAAUGAAAGUACAUGCAUUAUUAAAUGAAGUAACAUUAAAAAACAACCAGCGUACUGAAAUCGAUCAAUUUAUUAAAAAGAUUACCGAUGAAAUUAAAUCGAUUCCUCAAGGAAAAAUUCGACAUCUUUCAAAGAUGUCUGAAUGGCUUGAAAAAUUCGACAUAAAAAUUCCAUUAUCAUUUUCUAAGAUGAGCAAACCAUUUCAAUUUAUUCCACCAACUAUUGUUGAAACAAUUGGUUCCUACACGUAUGAUGGUUUAAUUGUGAAAUCAUCGAAUAAAAUAUCAACACUUGUCGAUUUACUUGUUGAAAUGCCACGCAUUUGUAUUCAUAAGAAGGAUUAUCUAAAUAAUGAGUACAUCGAAAAACGUGCGACUUAUCUUUGUUAUUUAGCAAAAAAACUUAAAUAUUCAUUAGAAUUUUCACAUUUAAAUGAUACAACACUUAAUCAAGUUGUGCUACUCGUCAGACCAAACGAAACAUCAUCAUUUGCUAUACGAAUUUUACUUGCACCAGAAAAAGAUUACUUUAAUGAAAAACGUCUAUUACCGACACCGAGUAAUCUUCGAUGGAACUGGUUUACUGGCAAUGAAGAAGUUGAUGAACCAUUUUAUUCAACACCGAAUUAUAAUACAUCUGUUCUCUUCGAUUGUCGUUAUCGAUCAACAUCAGAGUAUUUAACUGAAUUGUUUUUAUCAUCAAAUGAAUUGUGUAGUGGAUUGAAAUUAUUUAAAAUUUGGUUAGAGCAACGACAAUUAUCACAUGGAUUCGGUUCAUUUGAAGGUGCUAUGCCAGCAUUUCUAUUAGCAUAUUUAUUGCAUACGAAGAAAAUAAAUAAACAAAUGAAUAGUUAUCAAGUAUUUCGUAUUUUAUUAGUUGCAUUAAUGGAAAAUGAUUUUUCAUCAUCUCAAUGUUGUUCGUUAACACAUGAAAAAAUUACGGAAGAUUCAUUCAUUGAAGAUGAGUGUGUACUUGUUGAUCAUUCUGGUUUAUUAAAUGUAUUCCAUUCAUUACUACGAGCUCAUUAUAAUAGACUAAAACAAGAAGCACGUAUCUCAUUGAAUUCUUUUAAUGAUCCAGCCAUUGAUCAUUUUCAAACAUUAUUCAUUACUUCUAUGGAACCAAUCUAUAGUAUGGACGCAAUCAUUCAAAUUUCAUCACUUGAUCAACAUGAUAAACUUCUUGAUCAAAAAUCAAAUAGAAACCAAUUAAUUAUGGAUAAUCUUAAUAAUAAACAUCUUUUAUUAUCCCGAGAAGUUCUUAAACUGCUUGAAUGUGGUUUGAAAGAGCGUAUAAAUUUACUUUGUCCUCUGCCUGCAUUUCACCAAACAAUAAAAACAGUAAGUUUCUUAUCUUGA